AGAAGUGAGGUUAUCACUUCCCUUUUUCAUAGAAAAACGGCCAGAAAAGGGGCCAAAAGGCUAAAGAAAUUCAUACGUAUUUUCCUCGUACAAGUAGAGAUUGGGAUGUCUACACUGUUAUUGAGUUCAUCAAUUCUGUGAAUCUUUCCAUAACUCUAUAUAAAUUAGAUAAGAUUUGAUUGGUAAGGGAGUCUCACAGGUUACUACACUUGCAGAAGGACAAACAAUGGAAGGCAGGAGCGUUUCUUCUCAUCAUUUAGUUUGUUUCUUCUUCUUCGUUUCUGUAUUCCUUGAAGUUUCUAUCUUCGCACAAGGGCAACUUCUCAUCGGAAAGAAACCCGACCCUGAUAAUGCUGCUGCUACCGCUCGGUGGUUGGUCUCUCUGAAUUCAUGGGGGGUUUUGAGUACCAUUUCAAGUGAUAUGGGAGGAGCACCAUUUGGGAACGUGGUUUCAUUUAGUGAUGGAUUGCCUGAUCAAGGCCGUGGUAUACCAUACUUCUAUUUGACUACUCUUGAUCCAACUGCUAGAGAUGCAUUGAAGGAUCAGAGGUCAUCAUUUACAAUUAGUGAGUACCCUAUUGGGACUUGUGGCAGAACGAACCCUGAGAACCCCACUUGUGCAAAACUAACCCUUACAGGAAAGUUGAAGUUGGUAGACAGACACUCUAGUGAAGCAGAUUUUGCUGAACGUGCCUUGUUCUCAAAGCAUUCUGAGAUGAAAGAUUGGCCCAAGGAUCAUAAUUUUCAGUUCUACAAACUGGAAAUUGAAGACUUAUUUUUGAUCGACUGGUUUGGUGGUCCUAAACCUCUCACUUUGGACAAGUAUCUGCAUCCCACAAUGGCCCAAUGUGAGAAUCAACUGGCCUCCGUGGUGUGAAUACCUACCCUACGCAAAAAUCCUCUAAAUGUUCAUAUGUUCAACUUCAAAUGUUAUUUGUAUCAUUUAAUACUGUCAUCAUGUAUGUUAUAUGGCAAAUGUCAUUUAUAUCAAGUAAUCCUGUCAUAGAAUAAAUAAAUAAAUGAACUAUUCUUCUGUAUAUUUUAGUUCAUUUUAAUUACUGUUAUUAAUUAAUCUUCCAGCUUUGACCUAGUGUGACUGGGAUUGUAUAUUUGUGCACCCAAAAGAAAGGAGAGGAAAGAGAACAUGCAUAUUUGCAGUGUCUUGCA
This is a messenger RNA of Macadamia integrifolia, 1167 nucleotides long. Its product is annotated as protein CREG1. The transcript is spliced from 6 exons. Bases 227 to 877 code for a protein of 216 amino acids. NCBI's taxonomy places the organism in Eukaryota, Viridiplantae, Streptophyta, Magnoliopsida, Proteales, Proteaceae. The record is from RefSeq and is a predicted model, not a curated record.